Paramormyrops kingsleyae is the source of this 405-nucleotide messenger RNA. NCBI's taxonomy places the organism in Eukaryota, Metazoa, Chordata, Actinopteri, Osteoglossiformes, Mormyridae. The record is from RefSeq and is a predicted model, not a curated record.
AAAUGUGAUGUUUGAAGUCAGUUUAAUUAACGAUAACAUAUAUACAACCACUUGAAUUGUGUAUUUUUUGAAAGAUUGCUUUGCCCGAGACAAAAUUUGAUUCACUAGACUAUCAAAAUGGCAAAGUCGAAGAACCACACCACCCACAACCAAUCCCGCAAAGCUCACAGAAACGGCAUCAAGAAGCCGAGGACUCACAGAUACGAGUCUCUGAAGGGGGUUGACCCCAAAUUCUUGAGGAACAUGCGAUUUGCUAAGAAGCACAACAAGAAAGGACUGAAGAAGGCGAGGGCUGCAAAGCUGGCAGCUGCCAAAUAAACUGGGGCCGUCACAGUGCUUGUGUGGACUGUUUGUUUCCAUCUGACUCAAGUUUUAUACUUGAAUAAAGCAGUGGAUUGAUUGAAA